Molecule: messenger RNA, 810 nt
Organism: Botrytis cinerea B05.10
Lineage: Eukaryota; Fungi; Ascomycota; Leotiomycetes; Helotiales; Sclerotiniaceae
Exons: 4
Coding region: 97-774 (225 amino acids)
Biological process (GO): glutathione metabolic process
Cellular component (GO): mitochondrion; peroxisome
Molecular function (GO): glutathione peroxidase activity; glutathione transferase activity
Source: RefSeq, a predicted model, not a curated record
GGAUUGAAGAAUUGAAGUAAGCUGCAUUGAACUAUUUUGUAAUCUGGAUCGUGAGAGCUCAUAGGAGACUUAGAAGGAAGAUUGAGCAUGCAAAAUAUGGUAGCAAGACCAAAAAUCACGUUAUACGUUGAUACAGUUAGUCCGUUUGCUUAUGAGGCUUAUUGGAUUCUUAGGCAUGAUCCUGCAUUCUCGAAAUGCGACGUCGAAUAUGUACCUGUGUUCCUGGGUGGUAUCAUGAAGGAUGUUGGGAAUACUCCACCUAUUAAUGUCAAAAAUAAAGAUAAAUGGAUCGACCGCGAACGUCUGCACUGGGCAUCUCUCUUUAACAUCCCCAUGUCCUCUACAACACCAAUUGGCUUUCCUCACAUGACGCUGAGAGUUCAACGCGCGUUAUGUGUGUUGCCGUUUUUGUUUCCCGAGGAAAACAGAGCUCAAGAUGUUUUGUGCCAUUGUCUGGAUCGUUUUUAUGAAUUGUAUUGGGUGGAGGGGAAGAAUAUUACGGCUCCGGGUUUCUUGGAGGACGUGUUGAAACAUGUGGUGGGAGAGGAAAAGAUGGAGUUGGUAGUGAAAGAGAUUGCGGGGAAGGGUAAAGAGGCGGUGAUGGGAAAUAAUGAGAGAGCGGUUCGGGAAGGAGCUUUUGGAUUACCUUGGAUGGUAUGCACGAAUCCCGCGGGUGAAACGAAGGGAUUCUGGGGCGUGGAUCAUUUAGCACAAGUGGUAGAUUUCUUGGGGCUGGAAAGAACAAAGAAUAGAGCUUGGAAAGCUUUUCUCUGAAUUAACACAAUGCUUGUUUUCAUUAGACUCAGUCCA